UCUCUUUUCUGUCCAUUAUCUCUGUGUGUCUCCCCCUCAUUUGACAUUAUCCAAAACAAACAAUGGCCACCACAACUAGACACCCUUCUCAUAGAACCCCUAAACAGCACUUCAAAGUCUGUUUCUGUUUCAGGAGAAUGUUUAGGCUCAAAGUGGUUGAACCCCCUGACGAAAUCAACACUGUAUUUGAAGAGUAUUCACGUGAUGGCAUCAUGAGCAUGGAUGAUAUGUGCAAUUUCUUAGUUGGAUUUCAGGGAGAAAAUGAAGCUGUCACCACACAUGCUCAAGCCAUUUUUGACAGUACUCUCAAGCAUCUCAACAUAUUUCAAAGGAGAGGCUUUCAUAUUGAUGCCUUCUUUCGUUAUCUCUUGAAUGACCUUAAUGGCCCCCUUGCUGAGGUGCACCAUGACAUGAAUGCUCCUUUGGCUCAUUAUUUCAUGUACACAGGCCACAACUCCUACUUAACUGGAAAUCAACUUAGCAGUGCUAGCAAUACUUCUGCGAUAAUAAAAGCAUUGAAGAAAGGAGUUAGAGUAAUUGAGCUAGAUUUAUGGCCAAAUUCCAGAGGAGACGAUGUGUUAGUUCAUCAUGGAGGGACUCUUACUUCUUCAGUGAAACUUAGACCUUGUCUUCUUGCCAUUAAGGAUUAUGCAUUUUUUGCCUCUCCAUAUCCCGUUGUUAUAACUUUUGAAGACCAUAUCACACCAUCUCUUCAAGACAAAGUGGCUAAGAUGCUCGUUGACACAUUUGGUGAUAUGUUAUUUUACCCUGAAAAUCCACACCAAAUGAGAGAAUUCCCUUCUCCAGAAAGAUUGAAGAAAAAAAUUUUGAUUUCAACUAAACCACCAGACUUUUAUGAAAGUCAAGACCAAAGGAUACUAGAGGAAGCACCACAUAGGCUUGAGGAAUAUCAUGACAAAUCUAGAGUCAAUUACAAGGAUGAUUCAGAUGAUGAGGAUGAUGAGGAUGAUACUCCUGAAUAUAGAGAUUUGAUUUCUAUUCGUGCAGGGAAACCUAAAGGUAAGUUAAGAAAUUGUUUGAUUAAUCAUAACCAAGUCAGACGUUUAAGCUUGAGCGAGCAAGAGCUUGAAGAUAUUUCCAAAAAUCAUGGAACUGAAAUCAUCAGAUUCACCCAAAGAAAUUUGCUUAGAAUAUAUCCAAAAGGAACUCGUCUGGAUUCGUCUAAUUACGAUCCCAUGAUUGGAUGGAUGCAUGGAGCUCAAAUGGUAGCAUUUAAUAUGCAGGGAGGAGGGCACUAUCUUAGGUACAUGGAAGGAAUGUUCAGAGCCAAUGGUGGUUGUGGUUAUGUUAAAAAACCAAACAUAUUAUUGAAUGUCAACGAUGUUUUUGAUCCAAAAGCGCUUCGGCCAGUCCAAACAACUCUUCAGGUUUUGGUAUACAUGGGUGAUGGGUGGCGUUCAGAUUUCAGCCCAACCCAUUUUGACUUUUAUUCUCCUCCUGACUUCCGUGUACAGAUCGGCAUUCACGGUGUUCCCGCUGAUAGAAAUAUGAAAUACACAAGAACAAUUGAAGAUGAUUGGGUACCAGUGUGGAAUGAAGAGUUCAGUUUCCCAUUGACUACUCCUGAAUUGGCUCUUCUAUACAUCAAAGUUGUUGAGCGUGACUUUUCUGGAAGCGGUGACUUUGGCGGUCAAACAUGUUUACCUGUCUCUCAACUCCGACAAGGCAUUCGUGCAGUUCGUUUGCGCAACCGCAAGGGCGAACUUUACAAGUCUGUCAGACUUCUCAUCCAAUUUCGCUUUCUUCCUAACACUCUUUAGAACAAACAUUUCCGUAUCCCACAAAAAUCAAUCUUCCUCGCUACUAAAACUCCUAUGUUUCAUCAUCAUUGCUACAAUGUUAACAACUCCAUAACUUAAAGCAGACAGCUUCUUCUUUAACGUAUUUUUCCACUUAUCUUUCACGCCUUCUUCCUGCACCUCCAUACAAUAAUGAAAUCUCCUAUUUGCCCUCUCAUCUUAGAAGAAGCAACCUUAUAGAAAUAGAAACUUAGAGAAGACCAAAUGCUCUUUCCGAAAUGAACUUUAUAUAUUUUUCUUUAUUAAUGAGGGUAAGAUUUUAAUGUUGCUAUUAUUAUUAGCAUAUUUAUUACAAUUAUUGUAUUAUUGCUUUUGGACUUGAAAUGGAAUUAUUGGAUCAUGAUA
This is a messenger RNA of Vigna angularis (adzuki bean), 2165 nucleotides long. RefSeq names its product phosphoinositide phospholipase C 2. The record is from RefSeq and is a predicted model, not a curated record. Lineage: Eukaryota; Viridiplantae; Streptophyta; Magnoliopsida; Fabales; Fabaceae. Gene Ontology annotation, biological process: lipid metabolic process; phosphatidylinositol-mediated signaling. Gene Ontology annotation, molecular function: phosphatidylinositol-4,5-bisphosphate phospholipase C activity. The transcript has 9 exons. The coding region runs from base 63 to 1781 and encodes 572 amino acids.